GGGCUCGCCACGGGCCGAGUGCGCAUGCGUGUUCGCCCCUCACCGGAAGUGGUCGCCGUGUUGCGGCGGGGAGGCCUGGCGGCGGCAGUGUGUUGGAAGCAAUGGAGAACUAUAAAAAGAGCAAGAUUGUGGAGAAGCCCUGUCCUCUGCCUUUCUCCAACCUGCCCUCAGACAUUAUCGAGAUGAAGGUGAAGGACGGCAGCAAGAUCAGAAACCUGAUGGGCUAUGCCAUCGGCAAGAUGGAGGCGGACGCUGUCAGGCAGAUCCUUUUCACUGGCUCGGGCAAAGCUGUCGGCAAGACCAUCACCUGCGUGGAAAUCAUGAAGCGGAGGCUCAAGGAACUCCACCAGGUCACCAAAGUGCUCUUCAGACAGAUUGAAGAGAUUUGGGAGCCCAUCGUGCCCGAGGCGGGCCUCGACACCUUGACAGUGAAGAGGAACAUCCCUGCCAUAUGCAUCUUGCUGAGCAAAGAUGCGCUCGAUCCCCAAGAGCCUGGUUAUCAGGCUCCAGGCUCUUUCGAGGCCUUCUGGAUUGAGACGCUCGCGGCAGAAUCCCAGGGCCAAAUGAAGAGGAAGCAGGGGGCGGGCAGGGGGACCGGCAGCACAGGAAAGCACCCCAGAUCUGUUGGCGAGCGUGGGGAGUCCUGCAAAAAGCCCUGAAGCAAAGACGUUCACAGAAGCAACCGACGGGAUGAGAAAACACACUGGCUCCUCGAACACUAACACUCAGCACGUGAUGCCAAGGUCAUUGAUGCAACAGGGCUGGAACGUAGGUCAGCUGAGGGAGGGAAGGAAAUGGGGUGUGAAAAGCAAUCCGGUCAAGCUGUUGUGAAUACAGACUCCUCUCAAAGCUAGUCUGACAUUCGCUUGGAAGAUUUAGGAUGCAGUGCCCAGUACUAGUGCACCCUCCGUCCUUGCUGGAGGUGGAUGGUGGCAGGUGCUGUGUGUUUGCACUCCGAGCUGUGAUUUAGGUGGUAUUUUCAGCUGCCCCCAGUCAGCGAUUGCAGUGCAGUUUUAUCGGGUGGGACCAACCAGCAGCCUUUGCAGCUGUGAGGUCCCUCUUCAGGGUGUGUUGUGUUCAUCCUUUGGAGACAGGCAAGUGCUCUGAACGGAGGACUGGGGUCUCUCUCGGUUCUGCCAGCGAUGCCCUGUGACCUUGGACUGCUCCCCUCUCCUCCGUGACUCGGUUUCCUCAUCUGUGCAAUGGGGAUGUUUACGUGCGUUUCGCGGGGAGUCGAGGGCUGGUUCGUGCAGAGGUUAUCUCAGUAUUACACUGCUUUUUGUAACUGCUAAUGGCAAACUCCAAAGCCAAAAGCUGGUUUCCUUUACUGCUGUUUUACCUUCACUAUUGAACAAAAAGUUGCCUCUUUAUUUAACAUUAAAAAAAUCUUUAGUUGGUUUUUCUUUCCACUGGAGACUUAAUAACGUUUGGAGGUUGGGACUAGGGACACUGGACUGAAGCCUAAGCACUGAGCUGUUCCUGAGAUGAAUGUGAGAGUUUUUCUUUUCGUCAAGAAACUUCUCAGUGGGGCCCAGAGCACGCGCGUUUCAGUCUCCUUCCCCAGCAUUUCACCUCAAACACCGAAAGGUUUUCUGACCUGUUUUGUCCGGAGUGAGGACAGCCCAGCUUUGUGUGCAGCGAAGCGGGGGUUUUUUGUUCAUUUAGAUUUAUUUAAGGUGUUCUUGCAGCAGUUCUGAAGGCAGGCAGGACUGUUUCGGGACCCGCCAAAAGCACCUUCUUCCCAGGAAAACUGCCAGGGCAACUGGACAAACACAUAAAUCAGUACUGGGAAGACGUGAACUGCAUGAGAUCCCUUUGUGAGGACGUGAAGGUUUUCCAGGCCCCGUAGCAGCCAUUGUGUUCCUCUGUUAGCCCCCUCCCAGCUUGCCUGAGGCGUCAUGAUAGCAACACUUUUUAUCGCUGCAGCUCAACGGUACAGAAAGUGAAGAUUUAUGCAAUAAUCAGUCCCUUCUGUGGGGUGGCUCUCACCUCUCCUAACACAAGCGCUCCAUUCAGGUAUCAACAGCCCGGCUCCAUUACCACGAAAUAAUAAGUCAAUUGUAUUGUGGGGCGGACGUACAAAGGCGGGUGGAACAACAUCGCGCCUGUCUUGAAAUGCGUGACCUGGAGAUGCCCCACUGACGUGGAUCCCCUUUGCUUCCAGCUUGAGUGGCUUUACUAAGAGCCGGGGCAGUCAGAAACCAGAUACCCUUCAACUCAGAUUCCUGGUCUAGGGACAGCACGAGUAAUCCUGAGACCCGUCUCCAUCCCACACUUCAUCCAGCAUUGACUCUUCACGUUUACUUGCGCGAGAAGCUGCCAAGCGUGUGUUGGCACGUGAGAAACUUGGGAGACUGGGAAGCUGCUUACGCAGCUCUGUGGGGGUUGGUUUCGUUCCGUUUUCAGACACGUUUCAAUAAACGGGGCCCCUGUUUUCGCUA
Alligator mississippiensis (American alligator) is the source of this 2441-nucleotide messenger RNA. RefSeq names its product ribonuclease P/MRP subunit p25 like (gene RPP25L). The transcript has 2 exons. Lineage: Eukaryota; Metazoa; Chordata; Crocodylia; Alligatoridae. Gene Ontology annotation, biological process: tRNA 5'-leader removal. Bases 102 to 659 code for a protein of 185 amino acids. The record is from RefSeq and is a predicted model, not a curated record. Gene Ontology annotation, molecular function: RNA binding. Gene Ontology annotation, cellular component: ribonuclease MRP complex.